Messenger RNA from Ceratosolen solmsi marchali, 870 nucleotides. RefSeq lists its product as uncharacterized. NCBI's taxonomy places the organism in Eukaryota, Metazoa, Arthropoda, Insecta, Hymenoptera, Agaonidae. The transcript has 5 exons. The record is from RefSeq and is a predicted model, not a curated record. Bases 71 to 700 code for a protein of 209 amino acids.
UAAUCUGUAUUAAUGAAUAUAUAAGAAAAAAGAUUGAAUAUUAAAAUAUUGCAUUAAACUGAAAUGACGUAUGGAUUCUAAACAAAAAUUUAUUAAAAAUAAAUAUUGGAAAAAAAAAUAUAAAUCGCGUAAUGUCACUAAUAAUAUCAAUAAACAAAAAUCAAUAGAACAGAAAAAUGAUGAAUCUAAUGAAUUUAUAUUAAAGCAAUUUAUACCAAAGGAAGGUUGGUUUCCAGAAUAUGAUUCAUCAUCAUCAUCAAGUGAUACCGAAAAUUUUAAUUCCUAUAUAAAUAGUCAAAGUAUUAAUUCAACAUCACAUUCCAAAAGUGUUGACAACAAUAAAGAAUUUGACAAUGAUUGGUUUGAUAAAAAGACUAUUAAAUUCAAAUCAGAUAUUAACAUAGUGGAUAAACACCAUAGCAAUUUAAUGUUAACUUUACAAGAAAAUAUUGAACACGAAGCUUGUAAUUCUAAUAUAAAAUUGAAUAUUGUAAAAGAAAAACAGGAUGAUAAACUUGACAAUGAUGAAGCAGAAUUGGAAUUCUUGCUGUCCUUGACAGAACCAGUUUAUACAGGUCCACUCAUUGUGAAACAUAACGUUAAAAAUGAAAGGAAAAUUGUGAUGAAUAAUUGUAUACAACAAAAGCCUAUUAAGUCAAUAGAUUUAGAAAAGUGGUUGGAUUCUGUGUUAGAUGAUUAAACUACAAUAAAAGAAAAUUUUUUAAUAUGGGAUACUCUCGUUUAAUAUUGAAAACAUCUCCAAAACAUUUGUUGGAUACACUAUUACCAACUUCAACAAAUUCAGCAGAUCUACUAGAUUCUAUUUGAUUAUUAGUUUAAUUUGUAACUUAAAUUCUUAUUGUUUGUGUA